UUUUUUUUGGAUAAAAAAAGCCCUCCAAAUCUUCAUCUGCGAUAAAACCCUAAAACAAACCGUUCCUUGGUUGGCGGUUGAGCAUGGAGGACACUCACUUUGAAGCAGGAGAAAACAACAGAGAUAUGGAGGUGGCUCCGGCCUUAAUUACAGUUCAUCCGACACAAAAUUCUGUCGCAGUAGCAGUCGGGUCGGAUCUCCGCAUCUUCGACCUCCGAGACUGUUCCGGGGUACCUUUGGUGGAUGAUUCCGCUGAGCCUUUCCAUAAGGAUUCUAUAAGAGCUAUUCGCUAUGGUGCAAACGGGAAGCUUCUGGUAUCAGCCGGUGACGAUAAACUUAUUAAGAUAUGGUCUACCGAUUCUUGGCGCUGCAUUAGUUCUGUAUCUGCAGAGAAAAGAGUGAGUGCGGUUGCAAUAAGCAACGAUGGGUUGUAUGUUUGUUUUGCUGAUAAAUUUGGAGUUGUUUGGGUUGUGGAUCUGCAUGACCUUGAUGGAAAUGAAUCUUUAGUGAACAAGAAGGCAGCACCCUUGCUUGCUCAUUAUUGCAGCAUCAUUACUAGCCUGGAGUUUUCAUCGGAUGGACAGUUUAUUGUUAGUGCAGAUCGGGACUUUAAGAUUCGUGUUACUGUGUUUCCAAAGAAGCCCUUAGAUGGAGCUCAUGAGAUUCAAAGUUUUUGCCUUGGUCAUACUGAGUUUGUCUCCUGCCUUGCCUUUAUUCGCACUGUGGAUUACCCUCAGGGGUUUCUUGUUUCUGGCAGCGGUGAUUCAACCGUUCGCCUGUGGGAUAUUAUCUCUGGAUCUCUUCUUGAUACUUGUGAAGUUGGUGCUAAGGCAGGGCUUUUAGAGUCCAAUGGAAGUGAUGAGAGCUGUUUCGCUAUCUCCGACAUAUGCACAACCUCAGAUGGGAAUCUUUUUGCAGUGGCCGUUCAAAGUUUGCAAGGAAUACUGCUGCUGAGUUGUGACCUUCCUUCCCAAACUCUUAAUGUUGUCAAGGUGGUUUCCGUCGCUGGGGAAAGCUUCAUUCCUACGGGCUUGGGUAGCAGCUCUGAUGCCGAAUUUUUAUGGAUGGUAACUGGGGUCUCUAAAUUGAGUGGUUCUGAGUACAACUCUUUGGCUCGUGUGAGAGUACUUUCUGGUUUCAAGAAAAGCAACACAGAUUCUGCUGACAAUGAGCUAGUGCUUUUGGGAGAUAAUGAAGUACCUGGGGCAGAGAAAUUGCUAGAGAAGUUGCAGGGGAGUGUGUCUAUUGAGGAAAAGGUUUUCUUAGCAGCUGCUGGAGCUGUGAAAACAGCACUGUGCAAUUUAUUAAUUAAGAAGCAUUACUCCUCUGAAAAGAGAGAAUUUAGAAAGAGAAGUAGAAAUGAUCGGAAAGUCAAAAAAUGACAGUUUCAACAACAAGAAUUAACUCUUUCUGUGCAGCUGCUUCUUUGAGCCAUUUGAGCUUAAGUUAUUUUUGUAGUUCUUUUAGGUUUUCUUGUAGAGGGUGGCUUUAGUGUAGAGAUGAAGUUACUCCAUUAGUGACUCAAAGGUCAUGAAUUCAAGUCAAGGAAACAACUUCUCUGAAAAAGUUAGGGGAAGAUGCAUUGUAUACUGGGUCACCCUUUCUUAGGUUUUGUUGUAAUCUGUCGUUUUAUUAUACAUGAAUAUUUGUGGAGAUUACUACGAAGGAAACAUAAAUCAUUACAAUGGUGUUCUCAUUUAUUUGUUUUA
Messenger RNA from Jatropha curcas, 1709 nucleotides. RefSeq names its product Transducin/WD40 repeat-like superfamily protein (gene TRM82). NCBI's taxonomy places the organism in Eukaryota, Viridiplantae, Streptophyta, Magnoliopsida, Malpighiales, Euphorbiaceae. The record is from RefSeq and is a predicted model, not a curated record. Gene Ontology annotation, molecular function: protein binding. Gene Ontology annotation, biological process: RNA (guanine-N7)-methylation; tRNA modification. Gene Ontology annotation, cellular component: cytosol; nucleus; tRNA methyltransferase complex.